AUGUCUCAUUUGCAAGUGCCGGUUAACAAGUGCUCUCAAUGCCUUUUACCAAUAACAUCAAUCCAAUACGUGCGUUGUUAUCAGUGUAAUCGCAAUUUUCACCAUAGCCCUUGUUGUUCACUUUCCGAAAGUUCACAUGCAAGCAUGAGUACAAGUAAAAAGAACGAUUGGAAGUGCCACAUAUGCAAACCGAGGAAAUCCCCCAACAACGCGUACAAGACAUUCGUAUUUGGCGGCACCAACAACUCCAGCCAAAGCAUUGAAUCGCCAAAAACCAUUCCUGAGGAACAACAAAACAAACAGCAAAGAGAAGAUGACGAGAUUAACACCAAUAACACCAAACGUUUUAAAGAAGCAGCAACAGCACUCAACAUUAACAACAACAACAGCAGCAGCAACGAAACAACGAAUACAAGAGACGACAUAGCAGAACUUAAAACUGGAAUGGUCGACUUAAAGAGCAGCUUACAGCUAAUUGCAGCAAGCAUCUCAUCGCUAAGCAUUGAUCUGAAGUCACAUAUGGAUUCAGCAUUAGUGGAGAUGAAUAAAAAUGUAGCGACCAUAGCAGCACAAGUGGUCGAAUUGCAGAAGAAGGAUAAAGAAAAGUCUGAGCAAAUAGAUGAACUCAACAAGCGCAUACAGAGAUUAGAGCAACAAGCGAUAGAUAAAAAUAUAGAGAUAAAUAAUGUGGAAGACAUGGAUAUCGAAGCCGAAGUAUUAGUUAAGAGAAUUACUGAUUCCCUUGGUGUAGAUGUGAGUAGAGAUCAUAUUAGCCAUACCUAUAAAAUAAAAAGAAAGAAGAAAAUAAUUGUGGAAUUUUCAACUCUCAAUAAGAAAAAAGAGUUAAUGGGAAAGCUUAAGAGCCAUCGCGUAAAGGCAAAUGUGGCGAAAGGCGAACCAGAAAAUGAGAGCGGUGGUUAUGUUUAUAUUAAUGAUGAGCUGACUAUGCACAAUAGGCGCCUUUUGUGGGCUGCAAAGAUGAAGGCAAAAGAAAAUGGUUGGAAGUUUGUAUGGGUGCGAAAUGGUGUUAUUUAUGCGAGGAAAAACGAAAGCUCAUCUCUUAUAAUUUUAUAUAAUGCAUCAGACUUGGAAUCGAUUACCAACUGA
Stomoxys calcitrans (stable fly) is the source of this 1107-nucleotide messenger RNA. RefSeq lists its product as uncharacterized. The record is from RefSeq and is a predicted model, not a curated record. Lineage: Eukaryota; Metazoa; Arthropoda; Insecta; Diptera; Muscidae. The transcript has a single exon. Bases 1 to 1107 code for a protein of 368 amino acids.